Molecule: messenger RNA, 327 nt
Organism: Copidosoma floridanum
Lineage: Eukaryota; Metazoa; Arthropoda; Insecta; Hymenoptera; Encyrtidae
Product: 1-phosphatidylinositol 4,5-bisphosphate phosphodiesterase beta-4-like
Source: RefSeq, a predicted model, not a curated record
AUGGGCAGGACGCGCUUUUUAGCUGACAUAGUCGUUGAACAGUUCGUCAACUACAACAAGCGCCAGAUGAGCCGAAUAUACCCCAAAGGCACCCGAGUCGAUUCCUCGAACUACAUGCCCCAGGUGUUCUGGAACGCGGGCUGUCAGAUGGUGGCGCUCAAUUACCAGACGCCCGACUUGCCGAUGCAGCUCAACCAGGGAAAAUUCGAGUACAACAACAUGACCGGUUACCUACUAAAGCCCGAUUUCAUGCGCAGACCCGACAAAAACUUCGAUCCCUUCUCAGAGGGCGUCGACGGCGUCAUCACCCAAACCUGCUCCGUGCGG